Ruditapes philippinarum (Manila clam) is the source of this 7391-nucleotide messenger RNA. RefSeq lists its product as uncharacterized. Gene Ontology annotation, molecular function: ATP binding; metal ion binding; protein-glycine ligase activity, initiating. NCBI's taxonomy places the organism in Eukaryota, Metazoa, Mollusca, Bivalvia, Venerida, Veneridae. The record is from RefSeq and is a predicted model, not a curated record. The transcript has 26 exons. Gene Ontology annotation, biological process: protein polyglycylation. Bases 139 to 4701 code for a protein of 1520 amino acids.
AUUUUACCGAAGUGUAAUCGGAAAACAACAUGGCCGCUCCAUAGUUACGAAGUACGCUAAAUGUCAUUCAGGUUAACUUAACAAAAUGUAAAAGGAUAGGUACUUUCCAUUUUAAUAUGGGUCUUGCACGGGGUUCAGAUGGGGAAACUUAAGCAAAAUGCGGUAGGAGAUAACAAAUUCGUUCCCCGCAUCAGCUCGGCCAGUCGUAAAAUUGCAGCUCGUAGGUUUGAGCAAGCAGCAUUAACGAACGCCACUCCUCAUUACAUGAAUGAUACAUAUACUACAUCAAAAGUAAAAUUAGCACCGAUUUCAACAGACGAAAACACUUUGUUUACUAAAGUGAAUAAAGAAAUUUUCGAAAAUUCAAAAGAAUCUGAUACAGAUGAAACUAAAAGGUUAUCAAAAAGAGAAGUGCUGAAACCAAUUGCAAUGAGCAAGCAACCGUCUGUUUUGUUAGAUGACAAUGUGUUUACAUUCCGUCCUAAAGUCAGUACUGCCAGUGCCAAAAUUGUGGAAAGUAUGGGGACGGAUUUCAUGUCAAGACAACAGCAACACUUGGAAAAACAAAAGAAACUUAUUGAAAGAGCCGGAUUUUCUUUAACCGGCUCCUCGGGUCGUUUGUCACCUCUUAGCCAGUACAGAAGACUUAAAGAACGGGGAUUUAAGAUUGAAGAGUCAGAGACAGCCAACACAAACACCAACGCUGCAGAAGGUGAUACAUCAGAGUCUCAAAAACAACAAGAAGCUGACGAAUUGUCCGACACUAUGCCUGCACUACAAAACGGGAUGUCCACGGGGCUUCAAAGAAUUCUUGAUGGCCCAUAUUCAAAUGGAAACCCAGAUAUGGUGUUGAGGCGCCACAAAACAAGAAUAAGAUCGCAUGUAAAGGGGAAUAAAUCUGUUGGAGACAGUUGUGAUGUUGACGAUUUAAGAGGGAAAGCGCCCCCUGUUGAGGAAGAAGGUAAAAACACAAUUCAAAUCAUUUAUCAUAGCACAUCUUGGACUAUUGACUUAAUAAGUUUUCUGGAUCAAUAUUGUGAUUUGUUUAAAAAUGAUAUGAAGAUGGAGUUACCUCCCUUGGAAGUUCGGUUCAUGAGUACAGUGGAAGCUUAUAAAAAUUCUAGCAGUAAGAGAUAUAUUGCCCCAAAAUUUCUACAGUUUGACAUGGGAAAUUGUUCUUCAUCACAUCUAGAUGACAUCGAGAAUGGCUCGGCACUGUCGCGCAGUAAAACAAUGCCAUCACUUGGCCGACCAAAACUUACUCGUAAAAUCACCUCAACUGCCAACUCUGAUCGUCUUGCCAAAGCCAAAGAUCAAGCUGAAAAAGCUAUAAAGAUGAAAAAGGUGUUUACUAUACAAGGUGGUUACUCUGCAAUUCGACAGUGUUUAAGAAAACGUGGAUGGGUCGAGAAGUUUUACAGGAUACCAGGACCUCAAAAACAGACAAGGAAACGACGGAAAAGAGGUGGCGAUGAUGAUGAUGAUGACGACGAUGACGAUGAUGAUGAUGACGAUGAUGAUGAUGAUACAGAUAGUGACAAUGAUCAGCCAAAAGUAGCUCCCUGGGAAGAAGAUGAUGGAAUAUAUGGAAUUAUGUCUCGCAUAGUGCGUAAUGUGAACCCUACAUUUAUAUGGGUGCUCAAGCGUGAUGUCAUAGAUUACCGGUUCCUCACCAGAGAUCAGAUGGUCAACCAUUAUUGCAAGGCUGGUUCCUUCACUACAAAGGUUGGCUUGUGUGUAAAUAUGCGUCAGGUGCCGUGGUUUGACGAGUCAGAUCCGGAUGAGUUUUAUCCGAGAUGUUACAGACUGAGUCACGAGGAGGAGAAGGCAGCAUUUAUAGAUGAUUUCAGACUGACAAGUUGUUUUAACAUUCUUAAGAUCAUCACCAACAUGUACAUGGAGGGUGGCGAAUGCAACGAGGAAAGUCGUGAUAAAGAAAAUGUCCCGAAAGAAGAUAAUUCGGUGCUGUUUGAAUGUACAAACCCAGAAUGUACCCGUUCAAGGCCAAAUCAAACAACUGAUAAUUUAUGUGUACAUGCUUUACAGAAGAAAGCUGAAGAAGAACAAAAAAGGAAAGAAAAAGAAUUUCUAGCCUCAGAUGAGGAAGACAAAGAUAUGGAAGUAGAAAUUGAUGAGAAUGGUGUUGCCAAACCUCCAGAUAGCAGUAGGAGUAAAAAGAAGAAGAAACGAAUCAUAGUACCGCAGAAAUGUCUCGAUCGAGCCAUGGUCCAGUGUGAAAAAUAUCUCACCUUCCGAAACCAUGACGAUAUUGACCAACCUGUUGAAAGAGAUGCUUUGACUCCUGCUCAGUGGGAUGAAAUGAUCACAUGGUACUACCAACUUGUACAUUGCAACAUGGAAUCUAGAUGGGAGAGAGAGAUGUACCGAGUGACAAGAACGAGAAAUCAGUCUGGCAUAGAGUCCACUAUCGGAUCUGGUCUAAUUGGAUGUUGCAAGACAAACAUACAGAAGCAGUUUGUCAAACCAAAGAAACAAACAAGAGUGUUUGUUUUUAUAAUUGCAAGAACGUCCAUAAUAAUAUUGAUCGAUAACUGUAAGUUUGAUAUACGACAGUGGUUUCUGGUCACAGAUUGGAACCCUCUUACUAUCUACUUCUAUAUGGAUAGCUACCUCAGGUUUUGUUCCCAGCAGUUUACACUGGAAGAUUACGAUGAAGCUAUUCAUCUGUCAAACAAUGCUAUUCAAAAACAUUAUAAAAACGGUCCACGAUCAACAGAACUGCCAGAAGAAAAUAUGUGGACACAUGAACAGUUUAUUGACUACAUUAAAGACCAAAAGUUGCCAAACCACUGGGAUGAUUUGAUUUAUCCUGGGAUGAAAAAAGCAAUCAUCUGUUCAUUACUUUCCACUCAAGAUCUUGUAGAAUAUAGAAAGUCAUCAUUUGAGUUGUACGGUGCUGACUUCAUGUUGACGGAGGACUAUAAACCAUGGUUGAUAGAGAUUAACUCUAGUCCUAGUAUGGAAAGUAGUACGGACAUUACAUCACGACUCUGUCAUAAUGUCCUCGAAGAUACACUUAAAGUGGUGCUGGACAGAAGGUGGGAUAGAAACUGUGAUAUAGGACGGUUUGAGUUGGCUUACAAACAGCCUGUUGUCACUGUACCUCCGUACAUUGGAAUGAAUCUAUGUGCUGAGGGUGGCUCCAUUAAAAAGCCAAGUUGGAUGAAUGUUAAAAGGAAUACUAACAAUGAUCCUGAUGCUGUGUUUUCCCCUAGAAAAGAAAAACAAGUGAUUUUCAAUGAUAAACUGACUGGAAACAAUGUUGAAACGUCCAAUAAAACCACAGGAAAUUCUCGGCGACCUCAAAGUGAAAGUAACCAAGAGGAGCAUACUAGUUUGAAAACAACUAAUUCAGCUCCUGUUAAAAAGUCAACAACAAAAGAAAACAAUAAUGAAACUCACACACAUGUGAGAAAGAAAGCACAUGUACAAAAGUCACCAAAAAUAGUUAACAAUUUAAGUGCAAAUCAAAGUAGUAGUAACACUAGUGUACCUGCUGAAAAAUCUACCAGCGAUAGUGCUAGUUUACAUAGUCAUCAUCAGAGAGAAAACACUCGUAAUAUUGAGCAGGGACGUAACUCUGAGCAGGGACGUGUUUCUGAACAGGGACGAAGCUCCGAGUUAGGUCGUUACUCUGAAACAGGUCGCGUUUCUGUGGUUGGUCGGUCAGAAGCUGAUACAAACAUAGACGAAAGUCGUUCGGAAAAAGGAUUAAAUAAGUCACCACCGGUUUCGCCGUUACUGGCCCCAAAAAUGAAUAUGUUUGGAUCUGGUGCUAUUCCUACUACAAGCUAUGUAUCCAAUUUAGCAUCAAAGAAAAUUGUGUCAAGAACUUCUGUGUCAACUAACUAUACUAUACCCCCUUGUGAUAAUCGAGAGCGUCCCGCUUUAAGUGUUAACAAUGUGGAAACUACAGAUCUGAAGACACUUAAAGCUCAGGCCAAAGAGAUGUUUCUGGCAUUUGAUGGCCGACGUCGACGCAAGAGAUACCGGCUAGGUCGAAGUAUGCCUGUUUACUCAUCAGGCACCACUGAGCCUGUAAAACUGCAUUUCUCAAAAGGAACAACUGCUGCCCCUUCUCCGUACAUGAUGGUUCAAAAACUACCCGUUAUAAAGGUCCAUAUUAUAAACGAGGGUCCGCCCGGGUUGGCUCACAAGCUCUUUUAUAUAGGCCAGUCAUAUCCUCAAGGUGUCUACCCACUAACUGAGAGCACAUGGGCGCGGACCUGUAAUGACUGCGGUAACGGCAUGAAUUUACAUUUAGAUAACAUAAAUCCUUUCUGUAAAUGCCGUCAAGAUGGUAUCCGUAUAUCCCCAGAUCCCCAGGAGCCUCGUUCUCCCAGAUGUAAAAGUGCGCGAAACAUUUCACGUCCCCAAAGUCGUGCAAGUCCCCGUCCACCGAGCGCAUCAGGAAUGCACACAAAGAGACAGCAUAAUAUGUCCGCUGACACAGGUGGUAAGGUGUUGCUGCGUUACACCGACGGUUGGAUACAAAGACCUAUAACUCCUCACAUUUACCCGGGACCGAACUCGUUACCGAGACUAGUACGCAGAUACAUCGGAAGACGUGUCGGACAGUACCAUGAACUGUCUGUUGCCCAAAGUCAGACUUUAUUUAUAGAUACCUCUCAGUUAAACGGGGCUCUGUCGAUUGUUUCUCAUGGAUUUUGUCCAAAGUGAAAUAGAAUAAAGCUGUGAUAUCUCUAUAUUAUAUAUAUUAGAAUAAAACUCAUGAGUGUUCAUUUAUAGCUUUAUUGUCAUAUAGUAGAAGCUUUAACAUAGUGUUAAAUUUUAAUAUCUCACAUCUAAAUUUGAUUAAAGUUUCGCUAAGUUCUUUACAACAGAACUCAGGGAGCUUAAUAUAAUGUCUAACAUAUAGAAUCAAUAUUUGCAAUCAUAACUUGUCAGCAUUCAAGACUUGUAGCUUAUUUUUAUGAAAAAGCUACAGGUUAUUUAAUUAGUGACCUGACCUAAAAUGAUGUUGCAAUAAAACAUGCUUUGUUUUUGAAUAUUAUCAGGAAUUGAAAUAGGUUUUAUGGUCUGUGACCAUGUUUUAUUACUAUCAGUAUAUUACACUGGCCUAAAAGAAUACUUUGUAUGUUAGAGCUGUGAUAUAUUUUCAUUUUUAAAAUGUUUAUUGUAGAUGUUUCCUUUUAGAAAGGAUCCAGUAUUGUUGAUUAUAUUUUUCAUCCUAAUUACAGAGCUUUUUUUAUAAAAAAUUAUUUUUGACAACAAGUUUUCCAAGAGAACUUUUUCUCAAUGUUUGAUAUAUGUAAACAUGUAUACUAUGGUAGUUAAGUUGAACAGUAUUCAAGAAGUAAAAAUUUAAUUCUUGUUGUGCAAACAAAAAGAUAAAUUUGCUUAAUUUGGAUAAAAUGCAUAAAUUUUACUCUGGGAUUUCCACCAAAUAUUGCCCUUUACAGGCUACCAUUACCUUGGGUUAUAUGUUCCGUCAUUUGGUUAUAUGACCAUGUUUAUGAUUUUAUAUAUGGCUAGCCUUUGUCUGUUUCGCCCCCACUUCUUUGGGAGAGGGGGAUCCUUAGACUGACAAAACAGUGAAAUGUGGGGGCAUCCGUGACCUUAGGACACAUGUUGGGGCAUUCGUGUCCUAAGGACACAUUGGUAGUUAACAUGUAGUUAAGGUUUUAUCAGUUAUUCUGUAAUAAUUAUUUAUAAGUCUUUGAACAUAAGCAGCUAUAAUAACUUUUGUAUGCCACUGGUAUUGAACCUGGCGUGCCUGUAUUUCACUGCAGUUCGACCAGACUGUUUUGCUGGCUGCUCAAUUUAAGUGUUUCCAUUAUAACAGACUGUUCUGAAUUUAAAGCACAGCAAGGUCUUUUAUUAUACAAACAUACUUAUUGUUGUGUUUAGGGUUCAAAACUGUCUUAAGGUCAAGAAAUUCUAUGAUAGACCACCUGAGUGUAAGUAGAUAAAGCUUUAAACAGGCAGGGUCAGUCAGGGGUAUUUGUAUUAUUUCUGUACCAUAAAAACUGCAAGAGUUGAAUUUUUACUUCAGUAUUUGGACGAUCUCAGUCAGUAGAAAUUAUAACUAUUCAUAAAUUACAGAUGUAUUAAUUAUAUAAUUUAUACAUAUACAUUUUAUUUUAGGAAAUGAUAAAAUUACGAUGAUAUUUUAAAAGUAUAUAGAAGAUGUUCAAGUUUUCUCUAUAAAUACAGGAUUUAUUUUCAUGGAGUGCUAUGAAAAUAAAUAUUUAUGAGUUGUGCAUGGUAGCCAUGAGUGAAAUAUAAUAAUAAUCAUACCACAAGAUGAAAACAACUUGAAUUUUCUGUUUAUUAUAUAUAUUUUUCUCUUUUUUGACUUUACAAUUCAAAUCUUUUGUAUUGGCUGAAUUUAGAAGGAAGUAUUCUGGCUAGAUACGGAAAAUAUGUUUCACUGUAGUGAAAAGUAAAUUUUUGUAAUGAGAAUACGGAAAAAGAAAAAUUAUUAACCAAUAGUAUUGUGCCAAAUGCUUAAUGAGAUUUAAAGUCAGUAUUUAGCAAGAAUUAUUAAGACAGUCUUGGCCAAUUGUAAUGUAUUGUCAUAAUGAAGUAUUGCCCAUCAUCAACGUACCUUUAUGGGUUUGAGUCCCACUCGGGACAUAAAAGUUUUUUCUAAGGAUUAAGCACUUCUGUCUUGGUGAAAUUGAGUUAAAAGUCUGUGGUUCUACACAUGACUUGACAUAGUAAUAUUUACUGAAUAAAUGCUAAUUCAUAAAACAUUGAAAUGUAGUUGGAAUUUACAGUAUACAAGUUUCUGGUUCAUUACUUUAAUUUAAAGUAAUGAAAUAAAAAAAGAAAAAGUUAAAUUAUUAGUUUUAUUUGACAAUCUUUUUAUUUUAAGAAAUGCAUUUUAAGUACAAAACCUUGCCAGUAUAAAAUAUGCUCGGAAAGUGUCAGUAUGCUCGUAAAUUGUCAGUAUUAGAAAGAUUUUAAUACAAAAAUCUUGACCUUUGUUCAAGACUUUCUGGGUUGUUUUUUUUUGUGUAAAUUUUAGGACCAGUGUGUACUGUAAGUUUUUGUCAUAUCCUGUCACGCUAAUUUUGUGACCAUGAAUAAAUUAUGUAAAAUAUGACAUUUCUUCCAAGAUUUGGGUGGUACAGAAAGUGUAUUUGAUGAAUAUUAAUUUAUAUCUUUUUUAAAAAACAAAUUUAUACAUGUGUAUAUAAAUGUAUAAUUAUGUAAAAUAAUAUGUCGACACUGGUUCCGCUUCUGAAAUGCUAGCCUAACAGUGGUUCUUGGCCUUUUUAGAAAUAGGUUUUAGAAAUAUGGUAUCUUUGAACCUUGAAAUCUGUGAUACUUGUUAAAGAGUUUAGAAGUACUGUUAUGUGUGUGUUAUUAAUUUUGUUUAUUGUUUAAGCAUUUAUGUUCAC